Rubroshorea leprosula is the source of this 4817-nucleotide messenger RNA. NCBI's taxonomy places the organism in Eukaryota, Viridiplantae, Streptophyta, Magnoliopsida, Malvales, Dipterocarpaceae. The record is from the annotation of a GenBank genome assembly.
UGAGAAAGAAAAAUAAAAAAUCCAAGUAAAGGAGAGAAAGGAUGAGGAAAAGAAAAACAAAAACAAAAGCUUUCUGAGCAAAUACGAGAACCAACCUCAGCAAUAGGUGUUAGUUACUUGGGAAUUUGUUUUCUCUCGUUUUCUCGGAGGAAAGAGAAUGCCUGAAAGUUCACGGCGUCGCCGGUGAAAAACGGAUCGAUCUGUGCCGUCACCGAUCUGCACUGUCCAGUCUCUCGCUCCUCAAAGACAAGAGCAAUAAAUGCAAUUAGAUCCAAGCGCCAGCACAUGACAUUAUUUCUCCUCACUGUGCUUUGACUUGGAAUUUUGGUAAGUCGAGCUCUGGUGUGUAGUGGUACUUAAGUGAUGGAUUUUGCGCUCCAAUUUGAGCUCGAAGGGAAGUGUAGCUGUUAAUGGAGGUUGAAUUUCGGUUGAGUUAGGGUUUCUGUGAUGGUGUCGUCACUGGUAAAUUGAUGAAGUCUUAGGGUUUCAGCUGGUGGUACAUGAUAAGGAUCGAAGUUUGAUUCUUCUUUCGCCAUUGCUGCCGAGUGUUUGAUUUAUUGUGGGUAUAAUUGGUGUGGAUUUCUUGGAAUUUGAACUCGGAAAGGCAGCAGUAGAAGGUUGGUCUCGUUGAGACGAAGGAAUUCAAGUCAUUUUGAAGCUGUAGCUGAGAGGCAAAUUUGGGUUAUUGGAUUGGAGAGAGUAUAUAUUUAUUUUUAUACAGAUAUGAAGACGUUAUGGUGAUCAAUUAGGCGGUGAGGAUGCCUCCUUCUCCAGCGUUGAGAUGCUCUUCGGGGAGGGAGUUAAUGGGAGAAAACCACAAGCGAGGGCGCAGUUUUGAAAGCGGGAUUCUUUUCAGAGACAAAGAUGACGAUCUUACUUUGUUCAACGAAAUGCAGACCAAAGAAAGGGAAAAUUUCUUGCUUCAGUCAACGGAUGACUUUGAACACACAUUUUCUACAAAGUUGAGUCACUUCUCAGAUUUCAAGCUAGGAAUCUCUAUCCCUGCUCGAGGAGAGAGUAGUGAACUGUUAAAUGCAGAUGAGGAGAAAAAUGAUUAUGAUUGGUUGUUAACUCCCCCUGAGACUCCACUUUUUCACUCGUUGGAUGAUGAGCCACAAUCUGGUAACAUUCCACCCAGGGGUAGACCUCGCAGUCAGCCUAUUUCCAUAUCAAGAUCAACAAUGGACAAGAGUUAUAGAAGCAGUAGGGGCAGUCCAAGUCCAAAUCGUUUAAGCUCAUCCCCUCAGUCUGUGAACAGCACAUUCCAGUCAAGGGGUAGGCCAUCAUCAGCACCCCGCACCAGUCCAUCCCCUAGUGUACGGUCUGCUACUCCAACCCGUACCAGUCCAUCCCCUAGUGUACGAUCUGCUACUCCAACCGGUACCAGUCCAUCUCCUAGUGUACGUUCUGCUACUCCAACCCGUACCAGUCCAUCCCCUAGUGUUCGGUCUGCUACUCCAACAAGGAGACCAUCUACCCCACCUAGUAAGACCUCCACUUCUGCUCCAAGGUCUUCUACACCAAAUUCUCGGAGGAUGAGCACAGGUGCGACUGCAUCAGGGUUGAGAGGAACUUCUCCUCUAAGGACAACUCGAGGGAACUCUGCAUCACCAAAAAUUAGAGCAUGGCAAUCAAACAUCCCUGGAUUCUCCUUAGAUGCACCGCCUAAUCUCCGUACUUCUCUGGCUGAUAGACCGGCAUCAUAUGUGAGGGGUUCCUCUCCAGCUUCUAGAAAUGGCCGGGGCAGGCAAUCAAUGUCUCCAACUGCCUCUAGAAGUGUAAGUUCAUCACAAGGCCAUGACCAGGAACAGUUUAGUUUGCAUAGUAAAGGUUCUGUUGUGUCAUCUGGUGAUGAUGACACAGAAUCUGUACAGUCUGUUUCUCUUGCUGGCUCAAACUUCUCAACACCAAGGCGGGUUAGUGCAUUCCCAAAUAACAGGGGUCCAACCUUCAAUAAGAAAUCUGCCAGAGUGUUAUCCCCAGGCUCUGCUCCAAAACGAUCCUUCGAUUCUGCCCUUCGUCAAAUGGAUCAUCGAAAGAGUCCACCAAAUAUGUUCAGACCUCUAUUAUCUAGUGUUCCCAGUACCACUUUCUAUGCUGGAAAAGGAAGUGCUGCACAUCGAUCUAUGAUAUCAAGGAACUCAUCUGUUACCACUAGCAGUAAUGCAAGCUCUGACCAAGGUACAAGUUUUCUACUUGAUACUGAAGCUGACCAGCACCAGGAUGAUAUGGUGAGUGAAUGUGGAAGGCAACCUUCUGCGGAUGUUCAAGAAGAGGUUUUUGUCUUUGAUAAGGUUGAUGCUUUAAGUCAAGAUGCUGGACAUGAAGGGCAAGAUAGCUCACAUGAUAUUCAUGUUGAUGACUUUGAUGGAGACCCUGAGUACUCUGAAGAGUUCAGCCACCACAGUAUUGAUGUUGAAAUGGGUUCAAGUUCUGGUGCUUUAUGUGACAAGGGUGAUCUGUCAGAAGUUGACAGUCUUGACAAUAUUAAAAUUUGUUCCAGAUGCAGUUGUCGAUAUCGUUUCAGUGAACCAGUGGAAGGGGACAUUGGGCUUUGCCAAAAUUGUAGUAGGCAAAAUGAUAUCCUACCUGUCACCCACCCUGAGACAGCAAUAUUGGCUACGGAGAACUGUUCAGUUUUGUCCAUUAAGCUUUCUGAAGAAAGCAAAUCAUUCUGUGAACUAGAACCUUCAAGUGCUGUUGCUGAUUUGCCAUUGCAAGUUACUGAUAUUGCCAAGCCUCGGGUUUCUCAAAAUGAGGAGGAUGUUAAGCAAAAUGAAAAUUAUGCACUAGAAAAUCCUCUAGCAAGGUCUCUGGUGGAGGGACGUGAACCGAGGAUUAGUUACUCCUCACCUGAUAGGGACACUGGAGCUCAGCAGUUGCAGCCAUGUAAUAACCCUCUAGAGUCCAAGGGAGAUUAUUCCUUACUUGAUAGGGACACCAGAGGUCAGCAGUUCCAGCUUUGUAAUAACCCUUCAGAAUCCAAGGUUAACCCUUCAGAAGUUGCCGGCAUACCAAUGCUAUUAAAAAGAUCAAGUAACAGCAAGGGACCUGUUAUUCAAACUAGGACCUUCACUGCCUCUUCCUUACCUUACGAAGAUCUGUCUUACACAAGAGAUAGUUCAAGCAGUUGGAGAAGCUCUAUUGGAUAUGGAAGUGCUUCUGCAUCAUCCUCUGUGGACUACAGCUCAUCUAGGCAAACAGAGACUCGUGUGCAACGGCAGUUAAGUGGGAAAAAAUCUGAUAUGGAGAAUUGUAGAAGUGAUAUCAAUGCAAAACCUCCAAGCUUUGGAUCAUCUAUAUCUCGAAGUUCAAGCAAUGCUCACCAAGCUUCAGGUUCUGCAGCAAGUAUACGUGAAGAAUUUUUUGAGUUAAACAGCAGUUUGAAAACUGAUGAUGUAGAGGAAACUCCUGCAGCUUCUGAAGGAAAAGUGGUAGCUUCACUAAAUAUAGAAGCAGAUGUCACUGAUUCCUCUUCCUCUGGCGCAGCGGUUCUGAAGGAAGUUGUUUUUCAAUGCAAUGAAAGUAGUAGAACAGCAGAUCCUCCAACCUCAGAGUUGUUGAGCAAUGUACUAAAUGUUCAGUUGGACAAUUUAGCAGUAUCACUUCCUAACUAUAAAGACCAAGUUCCAUAUGAAGAUGGACAAGAAAUUCCAAACAAUGUUGAGAGUGAGUCAGGUGUUGAAACCUCAGCUGUCGUUCGAGACUCUUCCAUUAAAGAACUUGAUAAGCUGAAUGCUACUCUUGAUGGCAUGGAUGUUGCAGAGGUUCCUGGUAAUAGCUCUUUGGCUAUGAUAUCAGAAAUAGAAAUUGUGAAUCAUUGUCACAGUUCUCCUGGUUCAGAAAUUGAAAGUGUCUCUCCAAAGUUGGAGGGAAACAAAGAUGAACUUGUGGAGCAGUCAGUUCCCACCCCUUUAGAGGUGGAUGUUACAGCUUCUGUUAAGGAGCCUAACACCCCAGAUAACACAGAGAGCCUUUUAGAAGAGGAAUCAACUAUCUCGGUAGAAUGUCAGGGAGGGAACAAGACAAAAAGCCUGAGUCUUGAAGAAGCAACAGAUACAAUACUUUUCUGCAGUUCCAUUGUCCAUGAUCUUGCCUACCAGGCUGCAACAAUAGCUAUUGAAAAGGAAUGUUCGGUGCCAUUGGAAGAUUCCAAACCAACAGUUAUGGUCUUUGAAAAACCCAAUAUGGACAGGAAGGACACACGUGGGAGGACACCAGGAAGACGCACUUCAAAGUCCCUAAAGGCCAGACAGAAAAAGGUAGAAACUGAUAAGAAAUCCCCAUCUACCAAAACUGAGAACGAUGAGAAUGCCAUUGAAUAUUCUUCAGUUCAUAUUGUCGGGCUUCCCAAUAAGGAAGACAGCACAAAGCCUCCAAAGCUGGAAUCCAAGUGCAAUUGCUCAAUAAUGUGAUACUUCUUCCAUUCACCCCCAUGCACGGUGUCUGCUCCACCAGCCACCAUGUGACUUGGCUAAUCCCUCCUACCUUCACGUAGAAAGAGCAGUGAGUGCUUUUUAUCUUAUUAGUUUUGGUGUUUGAAGCCUGUUUGGAUUUGUUACCAAUUAUUUUCCUUUACGACCAAUUUAUUUGUAAGAAAAGGCCACCUGAUGCUGGGUGACAUAUAAUUGUAAAGUUUUAAUUAUCUUGAGUAGGCUAAUUUUAGUGAAAAAGGCAGUGGAGAUUGGUGCUUGCUCCAUUGCCGCGAUUCUUGUUAGUUGUUAAUUCAUUGCUGGUUCUCCAUUGGAGAUAAGUGUGGUUGAAAUCCCCAAUUCAUUCUUAAUUGUCGUGAUUGAAAAUAUAGUUUUGAUUUGUUG